GCUUAUCCGGGCCAUCCGUUUCCUGCAUCGGACGGCGCACAGCCACCCCUGGCGCGCUCCUCGUGUGUUAUCCACGACUGGCGCCGCGCCCGCGUCGGCCACGGCAGCGAUGGCGGCGGCCAGGCGCCUCUUCUCCUCCCACCUCGCCCUCCACCCCCGCGAGCCCGCGCGCCCUCUCGCGACCGCUGCCACUGCCGUCGCGGUUCCGCACCGCCGCGGCAAGCACGACGCGGUCGCGUGCAAGGCCACCGGGAAGACCAAGCCCAAGGCGAAGGCGAAGGCGGCUAACAAGGGCGGCGAGCGGCUGCGGAGGCGGCCGCUGGAGGAGCACCUCAAGCGGCGCACGCGCUCUGCGGCCGCCUUCGACGCCGACCUUUACGGCCGCCACGGCCACGCGCACCACGUUCCCGUGCUGCUCGGCGAGGUCCUCGCUGCCUUCCGCCGGCCCCGCCCGCUCCGCUCCUUCGUCGACUGCACCCUCGGCGCCGCAGGGCACUCCCUCGCCAUGAUGGAGGCACACCCGGAGAUGGAGCUGUACGUUGGCAUGGACGUCGACCCCACUGCCCUGGAGAUCGGCCGUGGGCACAUUGAGGCCUUCCUUGCUGGUAGGGAAGCAAAUGGAGGGGAGCUGCGUGCCUAUACUCACGUCAAGAACUUUAAGUACAUCAAGCAAGUUCUUGGUAGCCUGGACGAGAGCCUAGCUGUUGGCUCGUCUGGAGUUGAUGGCAUCCUCAUUGACCUUGGCAUGUCAUCCAUGCAGGUGAACAGAUCAAAUAGGGGAUUCAGUGUACUCCAGGAUGGCCCUCUUGAUAUGCGCAUGGACCCUAAGGCAACUUUAAGAGCAGAGGAUAUCUUGAAUUCUUGGCCGGAGCUUGAAGUUGGACGCAUCCUGCGUGAUUAUGGGGAGGAGAGCAAUUGGCAAUUCCUUCAGAAGCAAAUUGCUAAAGCCCGGGAAAUGGGUGGUCUGCACUCUACUGGGGAUCUUGUCAAACUAAUUCAAAGAAAGUGUACCAUCUCAAAGGGACGGCAAGGCUGGAUCAAGACUGCAACAAGAGUGUUUCAGGCCCUCAGGAUUGCAGUUAAUGAUGAACUCCGGGUUCUUGAAGAUUCACUUCAUUCAAGCUUUGACUGCCUAGUGACAGGUGGUCGUCUUGCUGUAGUCUCAUUCCACAGCCUGGAGGACAGAAUUGUGAAGAAGACCUUCUUGGAGCUCAUCCAUGGGGGUGAAGCAGAUGAUGAAGAGGAUGACGAUGACGACCUGACACUCUCUGACAUCGAUGAUGAAGAUGAACCAUGGUUCAACCAGAGAGUGCAAGGAAGGAACGGAAUCGUCCUCACUAAAAGACCAAUUACCCCUUCUCAAGAGGAGGAAAAACUAAAUCAGAGGUGCAGAAGUGCGAAGCUGAGAGUUAUCCAAAAGGCCUGAAUAAUUUAAGAUGAUUUUUGAAGGAUUGAUGUGGAUACCUGCACAGCAAUUGUUGCAGCCAAAGCACAUGUGAAAUGAGACGGUCACUUAUGUACCUCGACCAGACAAAACAGCAGCAUUUUUCCUCCACAUGAAACCUAGAGGCUUAGGUUAGUCAAAAAAAUCUCACUGUAUCUGCAUCAGUUACUGAAAUUCAUCCAUGUAUAUCAUCAGCAGAUGUACUCUAUGAGACCAUUACCUUGCAAGAUACAAUAGUUAGUUUAGGGUUUCCUGUGACCCACUUAUCCAUCCUGCUGUUCAUGAUUAACUGAUUUAACUUGCAUAUAUCUUUUUUAUUUACA
This is a messenger RNA of Panicum hallii, 1767 nucleotides long. Its product is annotated as ribosomal RNA small subunit methyltransferase H. Gene Ontology annotation, molecular function: rRNA (cytosine-N4-)-methyltransferase activity. Bases 110 to 1426 code for a protein of 438 amino acids. The record is from RefSeq and is a predicted model, not a curated record. The transcript has 5 exons. NCBI's taxonomy places the organism in Eukaryota, Viridiplantae, Streptophyta, Magnoliopsida, Poales, Poaceae. Gene Ontology annotation, biological process: rRNA base methylation.